Podospora anserina S mat+ is the source of this 1479-nucleotide messenger RNA. RefSeq lists its product as uncharacterized. The transcript is spliced from 2 exons. Gene Ontology annotation, biological process: protein phosphorylation; mitotic DNA damage checkpoint signaling. Bases 1 to 1479 code for a protein of 492 amino acids. Gene Ontology annotation, cellular component: nucleus. The record is from RefSeq and is a predicted model, not a curated record. NCBI's taxonomy places the organism in Eukaryota, Fungi, Ascomycota, Sordariomycetes, Sordariales, Podosporaceae. Gene Ontology annotation, molecular function: ATP binding; protein serine/threonine kinase activity.
AUGGCGACCGUUGCGCCUCCACGGCGCUCUCGAGAGGAGUCUUUUCGCAUUCAUGAUGACGUCCCAUCGACUGGGGAUACCGAGAUGAAUGAACACGACUUCCAAGACGAAGAGGUCGAUGAUGGGGAGACAGAGCGCGGCCACGAGGGUGAGCAGGUAGAGGAACAAGAACAGGAAGAGCAGGAGGAGCAGGAGGAACCAGAGUCAGAAUAUACAGAGAGUUCCGACGACGACAUGGCCGUCGACAGCAAUAUCCAGUACGACAUGGACAAGCUGCAGGACAGCUUCCCUGGCUUCAGGUCGAAAUACAGGUUGAUCAAGAGGAUCGGAGAAGGAACCUUUUCAACCGUCUACAAAGCCGAAGACCUGGCAUACGACCGAUACGAUAACUCGUGGGACUUUGACAGAGACAGCGACAAGUGGACACCACCACCACUGAAGAGCUACAGCAGCGGCGACCACCAGCCUUCACGACGUCGCAAACCGAAAUACGUCGCCAUCAAGAAGAUUUACGUGACCUCUUCCCCCACCCGCAUCCUCAACGAACUCGAGCUUCUUCACGACCUCCGAGACUGCGAAAAUGUUUGUCCCUUGAUCACAGCUUUUCGCGCCACCGACCAAGUCGUUGCCAUCCUCCCAUACUUUAGGCAUGCCGAUUUCCGGGACUAUUUCAGGAAAAUGACCGUCCCUGAUAUCGCCAUCUACCUCCGAUCGCUCUUCACCGCCCUUGCCAGCGUACACAGGCAACACAUCCUUCAUCGCGACAUCAAGCCCACCAACUUUCUCUACGACCCUGAGUCACGAAGGGGUGUACUGGUCGAUUUUGGUCUGGCUGAGCGCGAGGGGUCAGAGUGCAAGCCAUGUCUUUGCCACGAUGACUAUCAGACUCGCAAAGCUCGGCUUGCAAACCAUAAUCCCAAGGCGACCGUUGGUGGCUAUCCCAAGCAGGACACCCGGCCGUCUAGACGCGCCAACCGUGCCGGCACCCGUGGUUUCCGCGCGCCAGAAGUCUUGUUCAAGUGUACUGAACAAACCACCAAGAUUGACAUCUGGAGUGUUGGUGUUAUUCUGUUGACUAUCCUGUCGAAGCGCUUCCCUUUCUUCAAUUCUGCAGACGAUGUCGAGGCUAUGAUUGAGAUAGCGACCAUUUUUGGCCGAGAGAAGAUGAAGGAGGCGGGAAAGCUGCACGGAUGUGCAUUCGAGACUACAAUCCCAACAAUUGGAUCAGGAGGUUUUAGUUUUGAGAGGAUUAUCCUGUGGAGCACAUGUCGCAGCGACUCGGAGAAGACAUUGCCUGCUGAUGAGAAGUUGGCUGUCGAGUUUUUGAAGAGAUGCCUGGACCUGGACCCACGACACCGCAUCAGUGCCGAGGAGGCGCUGGAGCACGAGUUUUUGCAAGUAGGGAUGCUUUCUUCUAGCGAGAGGGCGGGAGAUGACGACGAGAUGGACAUUUUGCAGGUCCGAGCAAGCAUUGCAUGA